AUGAAGCUGCAAAAGUGCACAGUGGAUUUGUGGCAGGACUCCAAGUGGAAGAGCAACGAGCACAAAUGUAAGCAAUGUCGUCAAUGGGAGUCCGAGGGAGAAUGGUUUGGGCGCGCGUUUUAUUGCACUCGCUGCUGCGCAAAAGUCGCGGAGCAGAGCCACAAGGACAACUACCACGAGGAUGCCGGCCAGAGCAGCGAGCCCUGGCUUGCGUCAUACAAGGAGAAGUGGAAGCACCUUGUGGAGAUGGAGUGGCAGGAGGAGAUGCGGGUGGUGGACGACCGGCUCAGAAACUGGCCGGUGGCACGGCUGGUGGGCCAAGGCUUCUGUAUAACGGACCUAGAGGCUCGAAAGCGAGGCACCUUCUUCGGGAAGGCGAAGAUCGUCUUCUCCAAGGCGUCCCUGCCGAGGCACCACUUCUCCUCGGGCGACGAGGUCAUCGUCUCGCGUGGGAAUCCCUUGGACGAGAAGGUGGCAUGGAAGGGUGAGAUUCUGGAGCUUGGCAUGAAUCGCCUUGCAAUCGUGUCAGACAAGCCGCCCUGGGAGCUGACGAGCGGCCGCUGGAGAUUAGAUCGCGGCGCCAACAAGACGGCCUACGAAAGGACAAAGUCUGCCUUGGGGUACGUCACUGGUACAAAGUUCCGCGCACCUGCCAUGAGAAAGCUGGUCUUGAACGAGGAAGGCACUGGCCUUCACAAGGGCGUCCCUGCCGAGUCUGACGACGACGAGGAUGCAUGGCUCUCCUUGGACGCCUCGCAACGCGCCGCCGCACGUCAAGCGGUUGAGGCUCCUCUGAGCCUGAUUCAAGGGCCGCCUGGCACAGGCAAGACGACGACCACAUGUCACCUUAUACGCCGGCUCGUGGAGAAGCGUGGGAAGGACAGCCGUGGCUGCAGCAUCCUAGUUGCUGCCGACAGCAAUGUAGCUGUGGAUCAGCUGCUGGCUGGAUUAAUCCGUCUGGGGGUGAAGGCACUUCGCAUUGGCUUCCCAUCGAAAGUGAGCCAGGAGCUGCGCGCGCACACCCUUCUGGCCCAGGCGGAGGAGCACCCGCUGAACUCGAAGAUCGAAGAGACGCGGGAAGCUUUGUCCAAAGUCAAAGAUGCGUUGUACUCAGGCGCGCUCAAAGGAAAAGGAAAGGGCCUGGCUCACCGUGACAUCUCCUUGCACGUGCGCGACCUCCAAAAGUAUGAGCAGGAGGUGACUGACGACCUUAUCGCCAAUGCAGAGGUCAUUUGCGCUACCCUUGUUGGCUGCGGCUGCGAUGCCUUGCUGCGGAGCGAUUUUCAUACAGUGGUCAUCGACGAGGCAUCCCAGGCCACCGAGCCACGCUGUCUUAUCGCCUUCCAGAAGGCGCGGGCCCAGCUCCUCAUGGUCGGCGACCAGCAGCAGCUGCCACCAGUGGUCCUAUGCCAAGCUGCGGAAGAGAAGGGACUGCGAUGCUCGCUGUUCGACCGGCUGCUGAACUCGCCCACACUCUUCAACCAGGAGAUAAGCAUGCUCCAGGUGCAAUACCGAAUGCAUCCUCUGAUCCGUGAGUGGCCGAGCUCGCAGUUCUACAGCGACAGGCUACAGGAUGGCUUGCCCAUAAGCACCUUCGCAUCGUGUGUCAUGACCCAGCCCUUCCUCUCCAAGUCAUCUCCACACCACAAGGCGCCGAUCAUGUUCCUCGAUACCUCCGAAGGUUGCAAGCAGACCGUGAUGACAUUUUUGCAGAAUUUCGGCGGGCGCACGGGCAUGUCCAACACGGAGAGCCAGAACAGCGAUGGGAGCAAGUACAACCUGCUGGAGGUGGAGCUGGUGAAAACUGUGCUGAGGAAGUUGCUUGAGGCCGGCGAAGAAGAUGUUGGAGUGAUUUCGCCCUAUGCAGCUCAGGUGGCGCAGAUCAAGUCUGCCAUGGAGGCGGAGAAGAUGCUCUUCCAGGACCCUGACGCGAGAGUGGACGCUGCGCGCUUCCCGGAAGUCAAGACUGUGGAUGGCUACCAAGGCCGUGAGAAGGAGGUUAUCAUCCUCUCUUGCGUUCGAACACAAGGCUUGGGCUUCCUGUCCGACCGCCGGCGGCUCAACGUGGGCAUCACGCGGGCGAAGUCCCUCCUGGUGAUCAUAGGCUGUGCGGAGCUCCUGCAGACCGACCCAGUGUGGCGCUCGUACAUCCAUUUUCUGGAUCGAUUUCGGUGGACUCCCUGA
This is a messenger RNA of Symbiodinium natans, 2184 nucleotides long. The record is from the annotation of a GenBank genome assembly. NCBI's taxonomy places the organism in Eukaryota, Dinophyceae, Suessiales, Symbiodiniaceae.